Molecule: messenger RNA, 4143 nt
Organism: Cyclospora cayetanensis
Lineage: Eukaryota; Apicomplexa; Conoidasida; Eucoccidiorida; Eimeriidae
Exons: 9
Coding region: 1-4143 (1380 amino acids)
Molecular function (GO): protein binding
Source: RefSeq, a predicted model, not a curated record
AUGAAGGAUUUCCCCCAACAUUCCGAGUAUUCAAUACUGGACGUCACUGAACGUGAGAGCAAAGAAGGCGCAUGUGGAUAUUUUGCCUCCUCACUGGAAGUUCGAUCGUGCGGGGGGUUCUCCGCCACCUCGAUACAGGCAGCUGCGCUUGUGCCUUUUUCGAGUCGCGCUGCCCUCAGACACGACUCACUAAAGGAUCAAUUGCUGGUGUUCUGCCUUGGUUCAUGGUGCAUCGUGCGCACUAUCACACCAGAUGCAGCAGAAACUGAUGGUGGUGCAGAUUGCUUAAACGCAAAUGAUUGUACACAUUCCCACAUAGGGGAAAAUUCAGACCCAAGCGCCACGAACAAUCGAUCCACACUAUCUAAAGAAGGAUCUGCUUCUGUGAAGUCUCUAGCCUUUAGCAAGCUCCCUUCCCCGUACACCGAACGCAUUUUUACUAGACACACCGGUAAAGUCAACCUCUUGGUCUACUGCGACGCUCUUAGCCUCUGUUUGUCAGCUGAGCAGCAAAACUCUAGCAAAGAGCCAGGUUCCCUGCAUAUCUGUCGUUUAUGGUCUCCCCACACUCUCAAGGAAGUUGCUUUGGUCCAAGUACCCUCUCGGCAUGAUAUUACGUCGGCGCACUUCAGUCAUGAUGGAAACGUCUUGCUACUCCUUCUGGCAGACCCGCUGCACUCUUUCGUAGUUUAUGUACAUAUAGCUCCUACCAUACAGGGGCAUUUCUGUGACGACACACGGGGCGAAGCCUCUUCUGAUUUGCCGGUGCUACAUGCCGCACAAGUUAUACCGUGUAGCCGUUCCCUAUUAAACGGCUUGACCCUCGAGCCUGCGAAUUACACCUUUGGGCCCAGCAAGUAUAGACAGAGCCGCCGCAGCCAAUGCUUGUUUGAUACUGCUUCAUUUUCUUCCCGCGUCUUUCCUUGGAGAAACAAUGCUCUUUCUCAGAGUAGUUGCAGAAGCUUCAGCGGCUCAAAUUCCGUUCUUCGUUUUGCAACAUUUGGACAGGGCCACCUCCGCAUUUGGAGCUUUAACUGCGGACGUCCAGACCAGCCACCUUCCUACAGGAGUUUAUGUAUCGCCCGCGUCGGGGGACACAGCGGGCAGAAAGGACAGCCGGAGGCAACAGCAUGCGCAUUUCUGGCUUCUGGAGAUCUCAUUACGGCCCUUGCUGACCGUCGCAUUGUUUUGUUCCGAGGAAUGGUCCCUCUCCGUUCAGUUUCUUUGCCUUCGUGCUGCAGCAGGAUUCUGCUACUGAAGCCCCUCCAAAGAAGUUUGCUACUUCUCGUUGCCCAGGAAGGCCUUAUACAACUGCUCCCUCUCGCUGCCUUGACUUCCAAUCAAGCUCUUGGGCGAGCCCUCCCCAGACACAAUUCUAGCCCAAUAAAGGAAGCACAGGCACGGGGGCUAAAUACUUCACGGAGGCCUGUGGCCCCCACUGCAGUAUCUGCGCUAUCACAUGCCUAUCGAAGGCAGCCGGCGCAACUCCGUCCGGAGUCCGAACCGUGCUCUACAACUCCCAGGAAGGGAAGUAGGCGAUGGUCGUCAACAUCAAGGUAUGGUCGAGCAGCUCCUCCGUUUGCCACCGGUUCACUGCAUGCGCCAUCGCGAACCCCACGUAGCACCUACGGGGAUUCAGUUGGUAGGUGGAGUACUAAUAGCGCUAGGCAAAGCCGGUUACGCCCUAAUAGCGCAGCUAUCAGGCGUGGGACUGCAUGCCGCACUGCCAAAUUAUCUGCAGAGCGUUCACCCUCGGCUGUCAGCCGGGUGAGUACUCGCAGUAGCGUUUCCAGCAGUUUCCAACCGCAGGAGAGGCGACAGCAGAAACCUCAGGUCGGGCAAACACGCACUAAAAAAGCUUCAUCUGCAGUCCUGUCACUUAGAGUACUGCAUCCUAAGCGCUAUUUGACCACCCAGCAAGUUGCAACUCGUCACCUGGGAAAAGGAGAAGCAUCCACAGGGGAGGAGGUUUGGCUUCCGCUGCACAGCUCCCAAGUGGUUUCAAUAUAUUGGAAGGAGCCACUUCUGUUGCUAUGCACGAGGACCCAGAUGAUGAUCGUGGAUGCUUUGCACCUGUCAGAUGAGGCAACCGUAAUUCUGCAGGAACGGCCCCUCGGUCGUCUGGAUGUGGCAGCGUUCCUGCAUCGUUCCAGCUCAGGCGCUAGUGCUGCAGCCCCCCCCAUACCGCCAGCCAACAACACGCAAGAAGCAAUACCGUGCGUCGUCAUUUCGGGUGGCCGGUGCUGCAUUGGUGGCGAACUCCGUCUCUGGGAGCUGGGCUUGCGCAACCGGCCAACCCUUCCGCUCUACUUCAAGGCUCCGGUGACGGCAGUGGCGGCUGCAGCGACAAAGGGCGAGGUCGGAGGGGUCGCUGUCGUAGGCACAGAAGAGGGUCGGGUCGUGGUGCUCGCCCUGCAAUGGAAAAAUGCGGGAGUCCUCCAGCAACCAACUGUAGUUCUUGACCGUCAGAUAGUCCAGCGGCCCAUCUCUGCGUUGGGUAUCGACGCGACGAGCAGAGUUAUGGCAAUGGCGAGCACGGCAGGGCAUGUCACCUGUUUCCGCCUCAGUAUUCCUCUAGAUAAAGCCAAUGGGAUCCCAGCAAGCCGCUAUUUAGCCAGAGCCUUUAUGGGGAGCGGAACGGGCUUUAAGGAGGCUGCGACCCAAAGCAAAGCAGCCCUCUGCAUGAUGGAGCUAGAACCACUGACCACCUUGAAUUUGCCGUCCUCCACUUUACCACGGCUUCUCGAGUUUGGCCAUUCCUCUGUAUAUAAAGGCCACCUUCUGGUAGUAGGAUCUAAUGCCACUCCAAGCGUCUUCUCCAUUCCAGACGGCUGCCUUCUUGAUGCAUCAGUGCUGGACUCCUUUACCCCAUUGGCAAUACCAGUUCCCAUCGCCAUCGGUGUGGAAAGUACAUUACAUUCCGUCGAUGAUACCCUAGGAAAAGUGCUAGGACGCAUGUCUAUCAGAUCAAGUGUAAGCACAGUAUCUGGCUAUAGUACUUUGUAUACUGCACUACCUGCACCGCUCCUACUGAGAGCCUGCCAGGGCAGCAGCAGACUGUGUUUCACGUACGAGCCUAAACAACAUAGGAUCUUUGGGAUUCGUGCACGAUGCUUGUGGGCGCGUAAGCGUGAAGCUUCCCAGCAGCUUAGCCAGGGCUCUACAGGGUUGGCGCGGUAUGAGAACUACCGAUUUGGACCUAGUACCCUUACUUGUACAGUAUCAAAUUCGAAACAAAAGCAUCCACAGGCUUCACGGUUCCUCAGAGGACCUGGACUGGCGAGCCUCUUUAGAGACCUUCGACAAUCUGCAGAACCCACGGCUACAUCUGAUUCACUGUCGAAUGUCGAAAACCACAACCACCAUGGAAAUGGCUGGGUUGGGGGAAUAUCGUGUGCUGCGUCCAUAGCAGACACGUCAGAAGCCGAAGUCAUUUCAUUCACCUCUCUAAUGCUACCGCAUGUUUCUGCACCAACGGUACUUUUCGGUUAUACUGCAGCAAGACAGCCUUUUACGGCCACCUUUCUGGGGAACGUCCAAGCACCUGAGACGUCAAUGGGACUCAUAUCUGUUGCAGCAGAGGGUUACGUCUUAGAGUGGGAAUACAGGGCGAUCCAGCAGCAACAGCAACUAUUCCAGAAUUCAACCGGCGGAAUAGAGCCUAAUGUUGUUAGCUUCCAACGGAAUGACCAUCUGCACAAAGACAACCAGUCAGCUUGGUCUAGCCCUAAUGAACCCGACGCCAGUAAACCGAAAGUCGUAUCGCCUUCAGAUCUUAUUCAGCAGGGCGACACGACCUCAGUGGGCAUCAGGGGGCGACAGGUGACACAAGUAGAUUGCGAUGCAUGGCCGUCUACUUUUACAACAGUUGGAAGGAAUACACCUAGCAAUAUCAUUGCAAAAGCAGAUGCAAUGCACGGAACAGCGUGUCCGCUGGGGGUCAACACGUCAACUGAUCGCGAUACUAGACAGGAGCGUGCGUAUGAUCAUACAUCACAAGGCACAAAACCCGUGAGAAUUCUGGCUGUCGCGAAUUGUAACGCACUAACAGUCAGUCUUGAUUUGCUUGGCCAUUCCAGAGUAUCGCGAGGGAAGAGACCGUCUCCACUUAUGCUGACCAUCACAAGCUUGAGCGUGAAAUAG